ACGAGCAUACCCAACCACUCCGAAGCAGAGAACUAGAGUUCCAAACGGAAAAAAUAAAUGAAUAAAUGAAGAAGAAGAAAAGAAAUUUAUUUAUUAAUGUAACGCAUUAAUUGCUACGUUCGAUCGCAAGAAGAUGAAAAGUGCUUUUGUGAGGGCAAAAAUGCGGAAAGCGUGUUACCGAGAAGCACCAGCUGCUGCAGCCUUACAGGCGGAGGAAGAGAACACCAGAUAGAUAGGAGGAGAUGAGGGUUUUGUUUUUAUAGGGUUUUAGAGAGAGAAAGAGUGUGGAGAGAAGAGGAGGAGGAAGAAGAAGAAGAAGAAGAAGAAGAUGAUGAUGAUGGGUUCUUGUUCUUCCACUCCUCAUUCCUUCUUUAGGGUCAUGCUUGGUAAUUUCCAAGAUAUCAUGCUGCUACUGUGGUUAUUAUGCUUGCCUCUACAUAUAUUUAUAGACUUAUAAAGUUCAUACCGCCUAAGUUUGGAAGAACCAUAAAUGACUUAAUCGGUGAGAUUGUGUAUCUGGAAGAUUCAGAAGGGAAUUCCUCAGAGGUUAAGAUCUGCACGAUAAAUGGUUCGUUGGCUUUCCAACAAGGAUGGCGUGAGUUUGUGUUGGAUCAUUCUAUAGAAACUGGAGAAUUUCUGGUAUUUCAACACAUUAGUAGGUCCUUAUUCUCUGUCAAGAUAUACAGCAUAAGUGCAUGUGAGAGGGUACAUUUUCAUGGGAAAGACGAAAGUGAUAAUGCUAUAAAGAAAAGGAAGAUGAUCGGCUCAUUAGAAAACAAGUUGCAUCUUCCUAAACAAAUCGGAAAUUCUGAGGAUAUGGAAGGUGGUUGCUUUCUUGCUGCUGAAAAUCCAGGGAUAAAAGAAGUUGAAGUUAAAUUCGUUCCUUCUGAGUCGACUAACGGCGAAAUUGUUGUAACUAACUCAGUUAAGUUUAUGGAGAUAGAAACAGCAAGACAAAUUUCUCCUCCAUCCUGUCCAGAGGCACGUGAAGUUGACGAAGAUUCAGAGUGCAAACGGGAACUAUAUCUCUUUGAAUCCCUUACAUUGAAAAACGAGCGCUCCACUGAUGACAAAGAGAAAAUAUCUGCGGAUGGAAAUAAUUGUGGAAGAUCCAAAACUGCGGCAGAAGCUGAAUGUUCGAAGUUAGGAUCCAAUUUCACUAUUCCUGGACACUUUCAAGAACCAAAGAGAGAGGAUGAGAAUCUUACACAGCAGGAAAGUAGGCAUGAGAAACUAAUAGAUGAUCACAAUGACCAAGAGAUGGUGGAUAGUAAAAGACAGUGUUUAACUGACAUUCCGGAUGAGAAGCACAGCAUGAUUCUACCGGAGGAGAAAGUUAAAAAAAGUGAUGCCACUGAGGAGUGGGUAUGCCAUAAUGUUGAUGAGGACUUAGCUGAUGAACUUGAAGAUGUCAAAGCUAUCAAUGUCGAUAUGUUCUUAGAUGAAAAGGAUGAUGACAUAUGCUGCAAUAGAAGUACAGCGAUGCCUGAAGAGAAAACCCUGCAUUGUGAAAAAUUUGGUCAAGAUCCUUGCACUAAAAGUAUUACUACGAAACCAGAAGUGCCAUCGAAAAAGGAAGAUCCUAUUCCGGUUGUAAGUGCUGGGAAUCUCCAACAAGGUACAUCUGGUGUGGAUGUCAAGCAAGAAGAUGCAUGCGAACCAGCAAACAUUCCUAAUGUCUUUCCAAAAGAAGAGAUGUCCAUUUGUCUUGCGACUGAUGAAAAUUGUGGUCCUGUGAAGACCGAAGAUUUGGAUUUUGAUGAAUCUCCAUUGCCAAAGUCAAUUAAAUUCAGCUUUUCGUUAUCUUCCACAGCUCAGAACUGGCUUGAGUUGUCGGAAAGGUUGCCCACUCAAUGGGGAAGGAAGAGACUAGAGAGGAAAGUUAUAAUCCUUGAAGAUCCCUCUAUGAGACUUUGGCCGGUCCUUUACCAAGAGAGCGACAUGUUUCAAGGCUUUAGUAGUGGCUGGGGAGCUUUUGCCAGAGCAAACAAUCUUCAAGAAGGAGAUCUUUGCGAGCUGGUUGAAGUUGCCAACGAAUCGGGGCAGGUUUGUCAUGUGCAAAUAUCAAAAGUUUUGAGGCUUGCUUGAUCAUAACAGUUGUUCUCAUAAAUGAUUUUGCUUUAUAAUAUUUUGGAGGAACGAAGUGAGCUGGAUUUUGUGUGCAUCAUUACUGCUGUCUUUUUUUGUUUCUGAAGAAUCUUGCUACACUUUCCCUGAAUUAUGUAAAUCUAAGCGGAGGCGUUAUACUGGUACAUGAACCGAUCUUGCAAUGUGUAUUAGCCAUAAAAAAAUUCCUGCUUAUUACUGGACAUUGGUGAAUAGUUUGUGAACUUUGUGUUUGAGUAGUAGUUUUUUCCUCGGCACUUUCUUAG
Ananas comosus (pineapple) is the source of this 2372-nucleotide messenger RNA. RefSeq names its product B3 domain-containing protein Os02g0598200-like. The transcript is spliced from 6 exons. The coding region runs from base 424 to 2088 and encodes 554 amino acids. Lineage: Eukaryota; Viridiplantae; Streptophyta; Magnoliopsida; Poales; Bromeliaceae. Gene Ontology annotation, molecular function: DNA binding. The record is from RefSeq and is a predicted model, not a curated record.